AUUGGAAAUCACAAGGCAGAGUUUCCCCUCCCUGAAGUAACUACCAAUCAGCGUUCACGUAGUAAGUUUCCGAUGACAUAAAACAGUCUCGUACGCACAGGAAAUCUUCAUUCUAGAAUUGUUGUUGUUGGCAUAACAAGUUGUUUAAGAAAGUGACGUUUCGGUGUUUUGAAAUUUGAAAGUGAUAAUAAAAUAAUUGAUCAAAAAUGGCUUUUAUGAUGCCAGUAGUGAAAAACGAUUGGGAUAUUUACAAAGCCAAUCGUUCUCGAAGAGUUUCCGAAUGUGCGAAUCCAACGUCGUGUCGUUCGAGAAAAGUGUCUGAGUGUAAAUCAGAAGGACCAAGUCUGUCGACUUCUCCUGGAUCGGAAUUUGUAACAUCCCCGAUCCGUAGUUCUGUGCCCAGCAAUAUGUCAUCCAGACAGUACUCCAGAGCAAGUUCCAGAACUAGUGAAAGCAGCCUUCCCAGCCCCGUAAGGAAUAUGAGCAUAGGGUCAUCGCCCCCGAAGAACGACUCAGAACCGACCUUGAACAAGUUCCACAACAGACUUCUGGACAAAUUGAAGAAGUCCUUGAGGAGUGGGUCAGAGAGCGAAAAAACCAGUUCAUGAGACGCGGAAAAGGAAGGGUCGCCCUCAAAAGGCGACGGGAAAAGACUGUAGAGGUGAUUUUUUGUUUACCUAACCGGGCCAUCGAGCUACGUAUGUUCAGGUAUAGCAACUGAUCUGUUGUCCUGUGAUAUGUAGUGAAUAUAGUAGCUUUAAUGAAUUGUUUAAGUUUGCUGCUCGGUUAGUAUAUUGUUAUAUUUAUUCGAUUUUUUCACAGUAUAAUAGCGUUGAAAAAAGCAUAAGGAUUUAUAACACCAUAUAAUAAUCUGUAUUUUUUAACCUGUACUGUAAUGCGAUUUUGAGAACUUAUUGUUCUCGUAGAAUAGGUAAUUAGAUUUAUUAAUGACAAGACUGCAGAGAAAUUUAUACAUAAGUAAUUAUAAUAUUCCUCAAAACUAAAAGGAAUCAAUUAUUUUUUAAUUUGCUAUCCAAAAUCAAAAUUAUUUUGUUUAUAUUUUCUAUUUUAGAGUUGUGGAUUCUUAAUUGCCGUUAAAAAUUAGAUAAAAUCCUUGAAUAUCAGUAAUUAUAUCUUAACAUUUCUUUAGUGAUAUUGCAAAAGUUAGAUCAGAAUUGUUGAUAAAAUUUGAUUCUUUUUAUUUGAUAAAUCUUUUUUAACAUUAUUUAAGUUUGCAACAACCUAGAUUGUCUGUUUAUAAUAUAAAGCCGUGUUAGAAACAAAAAAAUAUGUACAAUAUGUGGAGUAACUUUGAGAAAACUUAUUAUAUAUCCAAAUUAAGACUAGUUUGAUAUACUAACUGUUGCAAAAUCACUACAGAUGUAUUGGUGAAAGUUUCUACUUAAGUUUUCUUUUUUUAAUUGAUGUUAAAAGUUAUGUAAAACAAAUAAUUACAUAAAUAAGAAUUCCUUUUUUCUUGAGGAUCAAAAAGCAAAUAUAUAUUUAUUAUAAGAAAUGAAUACUUCGCUUAUUAUUGUUAUACUCUAUAUAUAGCUAUAAUUGGGAAUAUAUGUGUCUUCAGAGGGAUAAAGUAUAUAUUUUUAGUGAAGAAAGAAGCUUGGGGUACUUCCAGACAAUAAUCGAGUACCUAUCACUAAAAAACCACUGCCCUCUUACAUAAGUGCUCAGAAAGAAUAUUUCUUGGUUUAAUUCUUCUUCUAUAAGUAGUUUGAAAUGUUAGUGAUUUGAUUUAGUUUCGAAUUUUUAGUAGUAAGAAAUAUUUUUUCUAUGUGUUUGAUAGUAACAUUCCAAAACCAAGUUCUAAAUUGUAUAAACGAAAAUUGUCUAACGAAUUCUUGUACAAUAAUUAGCUAAAAUGUUGAUGGUUAUUACAGUUUUUGUGUAAUUGUAAAUGGGUUGGAGAAAAAUUUAAAUUUCGUAGAUAUUGUCUCAUCUAACUUCGAUUUAUAGAUAAUUAAAAACCAAAUAAAAUUUAUUUAAUGCA
This is a messenger RNA of Diabrotica balteata, 2005 nucleotides long. The record is from the annotation of a GenBank genome assembly. Lineage: Eukaryota; Metazoa; Arthropoda; Insecta; Coleoptera; Chrysomelidae.